Messenger RNA from Trichogramma pretiosum, 1284 nucleotides. It is a transcript of the gene maf-S, whose product is annotated as transcription factor MafK. Gene Ontology annotation, molecular function: RNA polymerase II cis-regulatory region sequence-specific DNA binding; DNA-binding transcription factor activity, RNA polymerase II-specific. The transcript has 2 exons. The record is from RefSeq and is a predicted model, not a curated record. Lineage: Eukaryota; Metazoa; Arthropoda; Insecta; Hymenoptera; Trichogrammatidae. Gene Ontology annotation, biological process: regulation of transcription by RNA polymerase II. The coding region runs from base 411 to 806 and encodes 131 amino acids. Gene Ontology annotation, cellular component: nucleus.
AGCUAAAGCGCUUUUGAAGCUUGAACGACUACGGGCGCAACUUUCACCUCAGGCUUUGUUGCGGGGCGAUGACUCUUCAAAAAAGUCAGAGUCAGGCAGGCACGAUGUAAUUAAAAGAAAAAUCGAUCAAUCAGCGCAAGGAAUCAUCGAGAUUUCCUUUGUAAAUACAUUACAUUGAGCCUCGAUUUUUAUACUCCAUGAUGCGACCUUAAUGAAAAAUCAUGCACGUACAGAGGCAAUAUGUCUUAUGAACAUCCAAGAGGGGCUUCGAAGAUGACUAAGCGAAUUUUUCAUGCCAGACACAAAUCGCUGUUGGAAGCAUUCAGCGUUGGAGUUUCGUAGCAGCAACAACCGUAAAAUUCCUCGUGGAUAAAACUACGUGGUGCGCAGGAAAACUCACAGUGAAAAAAAUGGACAACAACCGAGCUAUGAAAAUGGAUCCGCUGUCACCGGGGCCAUGCCUUGAAAUAAGCGACGACGAGCUCGUCUCCAUCUCGGUACGCGAUCUCAACAGGCAGCUGAAGCUGCGUGGCUUGACCAAGGACGAGAUCGUGCGCAUGAAGCAACGCCGCAGGACCCUGAAGAAUCGAGGUUAUGCAGCUAGCUGUCGCAUCAAGAGGAUCGAGCAAAAGGACGAGCUCGAGUCGGAAAAAAGCCAGGAGUACAGGGACAUGGAGAUCAUGCAGGAGGAGAACAACAAGAUGAGAGAGGAGGUGGAGGCUUGGAACAAGAAGUACCUAGCUCUGGUGAAGUUCGCCAAGGAGAGAAAAAUACCACUGCCAGCGGAACUGGAACAAGUGCCUUAGUAUGGGGCACAGUGUGAGAAACGAGGAAAGAGAGAAAUCUAUUUUAUACGAUUGAACUGAAUGUGAUGUGUCUUGAGUAUUCUAAAAAAAAUUGAAUACGAUUUAGGUACUUAGAAUAAUGCACUGUAAAAUUUGUUUAGAAUUUAAAUUGGUUUCCGAUCAGUAGUCAAGUCCAAUUAAUAAUUCAUUCCAUAGAGUUCAAAAAUUAAUUUGUUAAUCUCAUCUCAGCAUAAUUCCAAGUUUUUUUUUAAUUGCUGAAUGAGAUGAUGGAAUUAUUACUUCUGCUUCUCAAUUAUAAUUAAGUGAUAAAUAAGAUUAUUUCUAUUAUUUCUUUAAGUUAGUCAAUUUUUGCAAUAAAGUAUUAUAUUGUAAUGUACUUUAAGUUAUCUACUAUCUUAUGAAUGUGUUAGCUACUUGUAAAAAUAAUUAAAUUAAGCAGAGAUAUGUUUUUUCAUAGUCUUAAUGAAAAUAAACUAUA